Molecule: messenger RNA, 5904 nt
Organism: Nothobranchius furzeri (turquoise killifish)
Lineage: Eukaryota; Metazoa; Chordata; Actinopteri; Cyprinodontiformes; Nothobranchiidae
Gene: srpk3
Product: SRSF protein kinase 3
Biological process (GO): spliceosomal complex assembly; intracellular signal transduction; peptidyl-serine phosphorylation
Cellular component (GO): nucleus; cytoplasm
Molecular function (GO): protein serine/threonine kinase activity; ATP binding
Source: RefSeq, a predicted model, not a curated record
GUUCUCGGUCAGUACGCAUGCGCAGAGCCUAGUGUCCAGUGUGUAGAUGUGAACAGCUGUUGAGUUCGUUGUCGGUAGAACCGAGACAGCACGUGUGGAACCGCCAGGAUAACGGAGAAGACCUGCCCCUAAAGGCGGCACACAGACAGAGACUGGGUCGGAACCCGGACAACCGCUGGUCCAUUUGCUAACGCGGCUAAAGGAAGCGAACCUUCAUCAGUUGACUUACAGGCCGCAGCCCGGUCCGACCCGUGUGGUGGUGGAGGGAGGGCUCUAGUGGACCACCGGACCGCUCUCCCUCCGGUUGUUCUGUCUCCCGGUGUCAGCAAGUUAUUGUGGUGCGUCUUAAGAAGGACCCCGACUCGGUUCGGCUGGAGGGCCAGAGCCAAGAUGUUGAUAGCAGCUGUCAACACAGCGACCGGAAGUUCCAGUGGCACAGGCAAGAAGCACAGAAGACGAUGCAAAAAACAUCGGAGACCUCGAGCUGAUGACAACCGGCCUAAUGAGCUCUCCGAGUCUCAGAGUGUAAAAGCUGAUGGCAAUCCUUGCCAGACACCAUUGGAAAGCGAUCUCCAAAAAGACCAUCAAGCCCCUCAAAGAUCUCCAGUUAACACUGCAACAACAGAUGCAAAAGAUUUACAUGAAGCUACCACAUUAGUGUCUCAAAGUGUAGCACAGAUACCAUCACACUCUCAGAGUCCCCACCAAACAAUCCAGUCCACGUACCUCCAGAGCAACCACCAGAAAACUCCGUCCCCACCCCCCCAGAGUCCACAAAGAAGCCAUUCGCCAUGCAUCCAGAGCCCUAACCUGACGGCUCAGUCACUUGACCCCCAGAACCUCACCCAGAAAACCCAUUCACCACAUCCCCAUAACUCCCAACAAACAAACCUGUCAAGAGCGGCCCACAGUCCCCACCGCACCAACCAGUCGCCAAGCUCCCACCAGGCAACCCAGUCACCAAGAUCCCACCAAACAACCCAGUCACCAAAUGCCCAAAGUCACCGACAGACAUCCCAGUCGCCAAACACCCAAAGCCCCCACCAAACAACCCAGUCACCAAAUGCAUACACUCCUCACCAGGCAAUCCAGUCACCAAACCCACACAGCCCCCACCAGAGAUCCCUGUCACCAAUGGCCCCCACCCCCCACCAGGCAAUCCAGUCACCAAAACCACACAGCCCCCACCAGAGAUCCCUGUCACCAAUGGCCCCCACCCCCCACCAGGCAAUCCAGUCACCAAAACCACACAGCCCCCACCGGAGAUCAAGGUCACCAAAGGCCCACAGCCCUCAGUGUAGACCACUCUCCAAUCUAGAUAUCAGAGAUUUCCCUGUAGCCGCCUUCAGUAUUUGUGAAACUACCUUUCAAACAUCCCAGUGUCUCAGCCAGUCAUCUUCCUCCAAAUUAGACAAGCCCAUCCACACAUCUGGCCAAUCACUGCCAACUGUUAAUCAUAAUAUUAUUCAAAGUGGUCUUAAUUUGCGUAGCCCAUCUCUACAAUUAAUUUGCUCAGACAGCCAAACUGAGCUCUUCAAAACAUCUCCAAGUAUAUCUCAAGGUAUUGCCUCUGAAUCCCUACCAGAAUCUUCCUCAUAUAAUUUUCAAACUUCUCCCACUCUCUCCUUAAACUCCACCUACACUGAUCAGUUUCUUCCGUCCUCAGUCACAUUUGCCUCCAGUGUCUCUCCACACCUUUACUCCUCUUUGGGCUCCUCUUCUACCCCCUUUCCCUGCUCUCUGGACUCUGUUGACUGUCCUUCUGGCCUUGCUCCCACAACCCCCUCAGGACCAACACAACCUUUCCCGCCCCCCUCAGCUCAGAGCCCUCCUAUAGGGUUAACCCCACCACCUGUUCAGCUGCUGGGGUCUGAUGAUGAAGAACAGGAAGACCCAUCAGAUUAUUGUAAAGGUGGUUACUAUCCAGUGAAGAUUGGGGAUCUGUUUAAUGGGAGGUACCAUGUUGUAAGGAAACUGGGCUGGGGACAUUUCUCCACAGUCUGGCUCUGCUGGGACCUGCAAAAGAAGCGUUUUGUGGCGAUGAAGGUGGUGAAGAGUGCUCCACAUUAUACUGAGACAGCUCUGGAUGAGAUCAAACUGCUUCGAUGUGUCAGGGAUAGUGACCCCUCUGACCCUCAUAGGGAAACCAUUGUCCAGCUUAUUGAUGACUUCAAAAUUUCUGGGGCCAAUGGAGUUCAUGUUUGUAUGGUUAUGGAGGUUUUGGGUCACCAGUUGUUAAAAUGGAUCAUUAAGUCAAAUUAUAUGGGAUUUCCUCUGGUCUGCGUCAAAACCAUCAUCAAGCAGGUGCUGCAGGGACUUGACUACCUCCACACCAAGUGUAAGAUCAUCCACACAGACAUCAAACCAGAAAACAUCUUAUUGGUUGUUGAUGAUGUUUACAUCAGAAGAUUGGCAGCUGAAGCCACCAUCUGGCAGAGAGAGGGAGCCCCACCCCCUUCUGGCUCAUCAGUUAGUAUGGCUCCUAGGAAUGUACAGGUAGGGAGGUUGUCUAAAAACAAGAAGAAAAAGUUGAAGAGAAAAGCGAAACGCCAGCAGCGCCUCUUGGAGGAGAGGCUGUUGGAUAUCCGGAGGAUGGAGGAAGAGGAGGGUCUGCUGAAACCUGACGACGCUGAUGCCACCUGCUCUUCUGUGGUGCACAACGGCAACACUAAAACAAGCUCAGAGUCCAGCUGCUCCUGGGUGGAGGACACCUCUGGCCGGUUCUGUAGCCCCGCCUCCGGCCUUUCGGGGUUCUCCAGCUCUGUGAUGUCAGCGACAUCUGAGUCAGCACUUUCUACUCAGUCGGGAUGUUCGAGUGGACAUGACGUGUUCGGUGCCUCAGACUUUAUGGUUAACCCUCUGGAGCCUCAGAACGCUGACCGAAUUCAAGUGAAGAUUGCGGACUUGGGAAAUGCUUGCUGGGUGCACAAGCAUUUCACCGAGGACAUUCAAACGAGGCAGUACCGAGCCCUAGAAGUUCUGAUUGGAGCAGAUUACGGGCCGCCAGCAGACAUCUGGAGCACCGCCUGCAUGGCUUUUGAGCUGGCGACAGGAGAUUAUCUGUUUGAGCCUCACUCAGGAGAAGACUACACCAGGGACGAAGACCACAUCGCUCACAUCAUCGAGCUGCUUGGCCCCGUCCCUUUGCCCUUUGUUUUGUCUGGCAGGUAUUCCAGAGAGUACUUCAGCAGGAGAGGUGACUUGCGUCACAUCUCCAACCUGAAGCCCUGGGGUCUGUUCGAGGUCCUGCUGGAAAAGUAUGAGUGGCCUCUGGACCAAGCGGCACAGUUUAGCGACUUCCUGCUCACCAUGUUGGAUUUGGAGCCGGAUCACAGAGCAACAGCGGCGCAAUGCCUCCAGCACGCCUGGUUGUGCACGUGAUCCACGUGCACAGCCGCGGGCUGAUUUUAGUAAUAUUGGAAAUCAUCAACGCACCUGUCUUGACUUAUUUACACUCAUCUGUCUGAUCUACACGCACCUGUCUUACUGAUCUACACGCACCUGUCUGACUGAUCUACACGCACCUGUCUGACUGAUCUACACGCACCUGUCUGACUGAUUUACACUCAUCUGUCUGAUCUACACGCACCUGUCUGACUGAUUAACAUGCACCUGUCUGACUGAUUUACACGCACCUGUCUGACUGAUAGACGCACACCUGUCUGACUGAUUUACACGCACCUGUCUGACUGAUCUACACGCACCUGUCUGACUGAUUUACACGCACCUGUCAGACUGAUCUACACGCACCUGACUGAUCUACACGCACCUGUCUGACUGAUUUACACGCACCUGUCUGACUGAUUAACACGCACCUGUCAGACUGAUCUACACGCACCUGUCUGACUGAUUUUCACGCACCUGUCAAACUGAUCUACACGCACCUGUCUGAUCUACACGCACCUGUCUGACUGAUCUACACGCACCUGUCUGACUGAUAACACGCACCUGUCAGACUGAUCUACACGCACCUGUCUGACUGAUUUUCACGCACCUGUCAGACUGAUCUACACGCACCUGUCUGAUCUACACGCACCUGUCUGACUGAUCUACACGCACCUGUCUGACUGAUUAACACGCACCUGUCAGACUGAUCUACACGCACCUGUCUGACUGAUCUACACGCACCUGUCUGACUGAUUAACAUGCACCUGUCAGACUGAUCUACACGCACCUGUCUUACUGAUAGACGCACACCUGUCUGACUGAUUUACACGCACCUGUCUGACUGAUCUACACGCACCUGUCUGACUGAUUUACACGCACCUGUCAGACUGAUCUACACGCACCUGACUGAUCUACACGCACCUGUCUGACUGAUUUACACGCACCUGUCUGACUGAUUAACACGCACCUGUCAGACUGAUCUACACGCACCUGUCUGACUGAUUUUCACGCACCUGUCAGACUGAUCUACACGCACCUGUCUGAUCUACACGCACCUGUCUGACUGAUCUACACGCACCUGUCUGACUGAUUAACACGCACCUGUCAGACUGAUCUACACGCACCUGUCUGACUGAUCUACACGCACCUGUCUGACUGAUCUACACGCACCUGUCUGACUGAUUUACACGCACCUGUCUGACUGAUUAACACGCACCUGUCAGACUGAUCUACACGCACCUGUCUGACUGAUCUACACGCACCUGUCUGACUGAUCUACACGCACCUGUCAGACUGAUCUACACGCACCUGUCAGACUGAUCUACACGCACCUGUCUGACUGAUUUACACGCACCUGUCUGACUGAUCUACACACACCUGUCUGACUGGUUUACACGCACCUGUCUGACUGAUCUACAUGCACCUGUCAGACUGAUCUACACGCACCUGUCUGACUGAUCUUUACGCACCUGUCUGACUGAUCUACACACACCUGUGACUGAUCUUUACACACCUGUGACUGAUAUAGACGCACCUGAUUUCGACUCACCUGUCUGACGUUUGUGAUGUUUAUAAAUGCGACUUCCAUCUGAAUGAAAUCGCCACAUUUCCUCAGACUUUUACGUCCCUGGCACAGAGACCAGACACAGGUGAUUGAUUUCACUAAUCUGUGUGGGAAGCAGAUUAAAGGAUCACGUGGGAACGAGCUGAGUCUUGUGACUCGUCGGUUUUGACUGCUCUGAUUGGACAACUGAAGAACUGUAAUACCCUUCAUUAAGUAGCAUCAGUAUUUACCUCCUGAUUACUUCCUAAUGUGAUUAUUGAUCAGACUGCUGGAGCCCCCUGGUGGUGAGGACGGGUCUGCAGCUGAAACAAACCGCUUUACUGAAUAAUCCUGUCUCACCUGUGUUUACCUUUUUCUUACUUAAGUGCCUUAAGACAACCCAUCCUCUCUGUUCCAGAGAAGCUACUGACGAUGUAGAGUGACGUGUUUAUCUGCUUGUGUGGGACACUUCCUGUGAAAAUAAAAACGUGUUCUGACCUGACUCCAUGGGGUGGGUUAACCCUAACCUAACCAGGUUAGGAAUAGUUCUAGUCGGAGUCCAGCCCAUCUCCAACCACAAACCCAAACCACCCAUCAGCUGAAUCCUUCCAGCCGUCCCGGCGUGGCGCUGAACCUCCCGAGAAGAGUCCUCUUCCACGGUUUAACGAUGAUUAACCCUUCAUCCUUAACCAAAGGAUCGUUUCACUCUUCUGUCUAAAUGUGGACACUGCUGUACUCUACAGACUAUUUAGUUCCAGGGAUGCUGAUGGACUGCCGGUUGAACGCUUCUUUUACUCUGAGGCUCAUCUAAAAAAUUACAAUAAAGGUGUUUUUUUUUUUUUGCGUCACUCAGAAACUCGUAUAGAAACAUCAAAGAGAAAUAUUUCAGCCUUUCAUUUCCUGUACUUGUGAGAAUUCUGACUUGAAAUGAGAAAAUGACAUCAGAGCAAAUAAAACGGAUCAUUUAAACAUCA